Molecule: messenger RNA, 805 nt
Organism: Halteromyces radiatus
Lineage: Eukaryota; Fungi; Mucoromycota; Mucoromycetes; Mucorales; Cunninghamellaceae
Product: CTD kinase subunit gamma CTK3-domain-containing protein
Exons: 5
Coding region: 37-726 (229 amino acids)
Biological process (GO): positive regulation of transcription by RNA polymerase I; positive regulation of DNA-templated transcription, elongation
Cellular component (GO): CTDK-1 complex
Source: RefSeq, a predicted model, not a curated record
UUUUUUUACUCUUUUUACUUUCUUUAUCAUACCAUCAUGUCAGAGGAUCUAGAUCCUUUUGAAUGUCGACUUCAGUUUAUAUCUUUAUUAAAGAAACUCAAUGCUUCACAACAAUCCAUUCAAAAAACAGCUCGUUACGCAGUUCGGCAUCGACAAUUAUCUGAAGAUUUAUAUAGUUGUUUCUUGGAAGAAAUAGAAAAUACUUCUCUUAAUGCAAGAUUAAAUCUUCUUUAUGUAUUAGACUGUAUUUUUUCUAUGAGUCGAAAAGUACAGUUCAUGGGAUAUAUUGAUCUGACUCAACCCAAUGUAUUAAGGAUCAUCAAUGCAGUUGCUCUCUCAAGUAGUAAAGGUAUUGUCAAUGUGUCCAGCACGAGAAAGUUAUUAUCUCAUUGGAAGGAAAAACAAUAUUUCGAUAAUGAAACAAUAGAAACAGCACAACAAGCUCUUAUAUCUUAUGGUGACAGCUUAUCGCAGACAAAACGUCAAGACAAUGGCAAUGUAUUCACAAAGGCAGAUAUACUGAAUAGAAUGGAACAAGAUCGAGAAAGGCAUAAACGUUUACGGGAAGAAAUGUGGCGGCGGUCAACGGAAGAAUCUUCAGACGCAGAUUUUGAACAACUUUGGCAAACUACGGAUGGAUUCGAUGCAAAGAUAGAUGGACCUGAUUUAAUGCAACAAAAUAAAUUAUACCUUCCUCAUUACCCAUGGGAUUCUUUAUUAUUAUAAUGUUUAUAUUAUUAUUAUUUUUUACUUGACAUAAUAAAAAGCGAAAAGACAUGAUCUAUUUGAAAUAUAUAUAUAUUAU